UCAUUGUUGUGACUCGGUCCCACCAAACUCAGCUCGACCCGUUUUUCAUGGGCUUGGCCCGAAUUUGCCCCGUAAACUAGACCCGAUGGGAAACACAAAAGGGAGAGUUAAAAACCCUAAUCCCAGAUUCCCAAUUGCUCCCAACGCCGCUUCAUCCUCACUUACACCUGCCAUAUCAUAAUCGAGUACAGCCAAAGAUGAGUCGGGGAAGCGCAGCGGGAGCGAAGGGGAAGAAGAAGGGAGCGACCUUCACGAUCGACUGCGGGAAGCCGGUGGAGGAUAAGAUCAUGGACAUUGCUUCGCUGGAGAAGUUUCUCCAGGAGAGGAUUAAAGUAGGCGGCAAGGCCGGUGCUCUUGGUGACACCGUUACCGUCACCCGUGAGAAAAGCAAGAUCACCGUCACUUCUGAGAGCAACUUCUCCAAGAGGUAUUUGAAGUAUUUGACAAAAAAAUACUUGAAGAAACACAACGUCCGCGACUGGCUUCGUGUAAUUGCAUCCAACAAGGACCGAAAUGUUUAUGAGCUUAGGUACUUCAACAUUGCAGAGAAUGAGGGGGAGGAGGAGGAUUAAACAUUUGAUCUACAUUAUUCAUCUAUAAACACCUUCUUUCACCUUGCUUCCUUGGA
Vitis vinifera (wine grape) is the source of this 628-nucleotide messenger RNA. RefSeq names its product large ribosomal subunit protein eL22z. Bases 198 to 572 code for a protein of 124 amino acids. Gene Ontology annotation, molecular function: RNA binding; structural constituent of ribosome. The record is from RefSeq and is a predicted model, not a curated record. The transcript is spliced from 3 exons. Gene Ontology annotation, cellular component: ribosome. NCBI's taxonomy places the organism in Eukaryota, Viridiplantae, Streptophyta, Magnoliopsida, Vitales, Vitaceae. Gene Ontology annotation, biological process: cytoplasmic translation.